UACAGUUGUUCUUUCGCGAAGUGCAGCAAUCUCAGCCAUGUCGCGCCUGGAUGACCUGGCGCACGCUUUGGCGGGGCUGGGUACUCGCUUGCACGACCAGCGCCUGGUGGCGCGGCCCCGAGACGUGGAGGAAGUGGCGGCGUGCGUCCGAGCGGCGAAUGGGGCGAAGUGCUCUGUCAGUGUGGUGGGCGGUAACCACAGCGGCUAUGGGCAGACGGGGGAUCUUGUGCUGGAGAUGUCGAACUUUACUGAGAUGCAAAGAGAGGGCAGCUGUUUGCGUGUAGGCGGUGGGGUCACCUUGGAGCCGCUGGCGCUCUUCGCGCAGGCGCAAGGCCUGGCGGCGCCGCUGGGCACCGCGCCAACUGUGGGCCUGGGCUUGGUGCUGCAGGGGGGCGUCGGCCACCUCACACGAAGCCGAGGCAUGUCGGUGGACUCGGUGCGCGCCUUGCAACUUGUGACCUGCACCGGCCGUGUCGUCGAGGUGUCCGGCGACGAAGAGCCGGAGCUCUUUGCGGGGGCCAAGGGCUGCGCGCCCAACUUUGGGGUCGUGGUGUCCCUGACCCUGGAGGCAGCCCCCUUCCGACUUUGCGCCUCGGCACGGCGCGUCUUCCCCGCGUCCGGCGCAGCGUUGCGGACGUACAUGGCCUGGGCCGCCAGCCUCCCGAACGACUGCAGCGCUGACUGCUGCCUGUACUUCAGGGACGAGUCCGCCCUGCCCGGCGAAGGGGACCUCCUUAUGGGAGUCUACGACUUUAACUUCGAUGCCGGCGCCUCGGGAGAAGUUCCGCUGGAGAAGGUGCUGUGGCAGACUUCCAGGGAGAGUCUGGGGCCCAAGGAGCUCAUGGCCCACGAGCCAUAUCUCCUAGAGCAGCCGGAGGGCAUUUGCAAGACGGGGUGCCUCAGCACGCGGAGCUUCUUCGUGCGAGCGUGUUUUGUCCGGAAAGACGCAGACAUUGCGGACGUGCUGGUAGAGUGCCUCGAACAGGCCCCGAGCCGGCACUGUUUUGUGCACUUCCAGCACACGGGCGGCGCCGUGGCCCAAAGCAGCGGCGUCUUCGCAGCGGCGGAGUGGUCCGUGGUGAUUUCCGGGGCCUGGGAGGAGAAGACGGAGGCGGCCGCGGCUGCAGUGAGGGCCUGGGUACUGGGCAUUGUGCAGCGCUUACUGCCCAGCAGUUCGGGCACUUACGCUACAGACCUCGGACCGCAGGACGAUGUGGCGCUGGCGAAGCACAGCUUCGAGCCACAGCGCCUGGAGCGCUUGCUGGACCUUAAGAGGAAGUGGGAUCCGGAGAACAUGUUCAGGCAUGGCUUUCCUUUGGCGCAGCUUGGAGAAGACUGACCUUCUCGGUGAUCGCCCGGUGACGUCCCAUUCGCCAAGCGCGUCCCGGGCUCGCUUGGCGAGCGACCCUGAACCUUCCAGCACGUGCUCGGAACUGGCCCGCGGCGAAUCGGCGUGACGAGGAAGGGAGCCGCUCUUGCGGUUCUUGACAGAGGCGAAAAAGCAAGUGGAGCCUUUGGAUCGGCUGGGGAGUGGCUGAAAGAUAGGAACCAGCAGAGCCUCCAG
This is a messenger RNA of Effrenium voratum, 1564 nucleotides long. The record is from the annotation of a GenBank genome assembly. NCBI's taxonomy places the organism in Eukaryota, Dinophyceae, Suessiales, Symbiodiniaceae.